AAGAGUUCAGGAUGGCGGCGCUGCACAGUGACAGUGAGGAGGACCUGGUCAGCUAUGGGACGGGCCUGGAACCUCUGGAAGAAGGUGAAAGACCAAAGAAACCAGUUCCUCUUCAGGAUCAGACUGUCAGAGAUGAAAAGGGAAGAUAUAAGCGAUUUCAUGGAGCCUUUAGUGGAGGUUUCUCUGCCGGGUACUUCAAUACCGUUGGCUCAAAAGAAGGAUGGACACCUUCCACCUAUGUGUCUUCACGACAAAAUAGAGCAGACAGAUCUGUUGUUGGUCCUGAAGAUUUUAUGGAUGAAGAGGAUCUUAGUGAAUUUGGGAUAGCACCUAAAGCAAUUGUUACCACAGAUGAUUUUGCUUCCAAAACCAAAGAUAAAAUACAAGAAAAGGCCAGACAGUUGGCAGCUGCCACUGCCCCGAUUCCUGGAGCCACUCUGCUUGAUGACUUCAUAACACCGUCCAAAUUGUCUGUUGGUUUUGAAUUGCUAAGAAAAAUGGGUUGGAAAGAGGGACAAGGAAUCGGUCCUCGAACAAAGAGAAGGCCACGCCGACAGAAGCCUGAUCCUGGAGUAAAAAUCUACGGCUGUGCAUUGCCCCCCGGAGGCUCUGAAGAAUCAGAGGGUGAAGAGGAUGAGUACCUGCCUGAUAACGUGACCUUUGCCCCCAAAGACGUCACCCCUGUGGAUUUCACACCGAAGGACAACGUACACGGGCUGGCGUACAAGGGCCUGGAUCCCCACCAAGCAUUGUUUGGAACUUCAGCCGAACAUGUCAAUCUUUUCAGUGGGGGACCUGAGGGAGCCAGCAAUCUUCUCGGAGAAGCUGGACUUCAUAAAGGAAGAAAACUGGGAAUUUCAGGCCAGGCCUUUGGUGUAGGUGCCCUGGAGGAGGAAGAUGAGGAUAUUUAUGCCACAGAAACGCUGUCGCGGUACGACACCGUCCUGAAGGACGAGGAGCCUGGAGAUGGACUCUACGGCUGGACAGCGCCCCGGCAGUACCGGAGUCAGAAAGAAUCAGAGAAAGAUCUUCGAUAUAUUGGCAAAAUUUUGGAUGGAUUUUCCUUGGCUUCUAAACCUUUAUCAUCUAAAAAAAUCUAUCCACCCCCUGAGCUGCCCAGGGACUAUCGACCAGUGCAUUAUUUCCGACCCGUGGUUGCCGCCACCUCCGAGAACUCCCAUUUACUUCAGGUGUUAUCUGAGUCAGCUGGAAAGGCAGCGCAGGAGCCAGCAACACACAGUAGGCACCAGCUGAAUGCCUCCAAGCGGGGGGAGCUGCUAGGAGAGACGCCAGUCCAAGGUUCAGCGACUUCAGUGUUAGAGUUUCUGUCCCAAAAGGACAGAGAGAGGAUCAAAGAAGUGAAGCAGGCAACUGACCUGAAAGCAGCACAGCUCCAGGCCAGGGCUCUGGCGCAGAGCGUGGCAAGCAGCAGAGCCGGGCCUUCGGCACCAGACCUGGGACACAGCUCCUGGCAUGCGGCCCUGGGCGGCAUGACAUCCCCUGCAAGAGCCAGCAACUUUAGGCCUUUUGCUAAAGAUCCAGAGAAACAAAAACGAUAUGAAGAGUUCUUAGCACAUAUGAGAAAGGGUCAGAAAGAUGCCCUGGAGCGCUGCCUGGACCCCAGCAUGACCGAGUGGGAGCGUAGCCGCGAGCGCGAAGAGUUCGCCCGGGCAGCCCAGCUGUACACAUCUUCCCACACGACCCUGUCCUCCAGGUUCACACACGCCGAGGAGGAGGAGGAUUCAGAGCAAGUAGAAGUCCCUCGAGACCAAGAGAGUGAUGUCAGUGACAAGCAAUCUGCUGUGAAGAUGAAGAUGUUCGGGAAGCUGACCCGGGACACGUUUGAGUGGCACCCUGACAAGCUUCUGUGUAGAAGGUUCAAUGUUCCCGAUCCCUAUCCAGGUUCAACUUUGGUUGGCUUACCAAGAGUGAAGCGCGACAAAUACUCAGUGUUCAACUUUCUGACUCUUCCGGAGCCCACCUCCUCACCCACAGCACCGGCAUCCAGGGAUAAAGCCCCGCAGCCCCGAGAGUCAAGGAAACCAUCCAGAUGGGAUACAUCUCAGCAUGAAAAGAAGGAAGAUUCCAUUAGUGAAUUUUUAAGUUUGGCUAGAUCAAAAGUGGGUCCUCCUAAGCAAGAGUCCAGUCCCGUUGUGACUAAAGAGGAUGCCCGUGCAGCAGACUCCCUCUCGGAAAAGGCAGCAGACAGAGGUGUGGACCCGCAGAGUGAGGGGGAAGGAGGCCGCCCAUCCAUGGACUUAUUCAAGGCCAUCUUCGCCAGCUCCUCGGAGUCCUCUUCAGAGGAGGAGGAAGAGCAAGAUGACAGUGAGGACGAGCAGGCACGUCCAGAGGAGGCCACCUUCCAGGGCUCCCAGGACUCUGAUGCCCUGGGGGAAGCCGCAUCUGUGGCCCACGCUGCUGAGCCUGUGCCUGCGCCUUCCAAGUCCGCCCCGGCACCUCCCUUCCCGAUACAGAAGAUGCAGCUGGAUGAACCGGAAGAGUUUGGCCCAAGGCUGCCACCCGUCUUCUGCCCCAAUGCUCGUCAGAAACCUGAAGCACCUCAAAAAGAGAAAUGUAAAAAGAACAAAGAAAAACACAAGACCAAGAAAGACCACAAACGAAAGAAGGAGAAGAAAAAGAAACACAGGAAGCACAAACAUAAAGGAAAACAAAGGACUAAAAAAUCAGAGAAGAGCAGUAGUUCUGAGAGUACCGACAGCCUCGACAGCCAGAGUGACGGAGAGGGGGCCCCCGACCUGUCGCCUCAGGAGCUGUUGAGACGGUAG
Molecule: messenger RNA, 2786 nt
Organism: Octodon degus (degu)
Lineage: Eukaryota; Metazoa; Chordata; Mammalia; Rodentia; Octodontidae
Gene: Gpatch1
Product: G-patch domain containing 1
Exons: 19
Coding region: 12-2786 (924 amino acids)
Biological process (GO): mRNA processing
Cellular component (GO): nucleus
Molecular function (GO): RNA binding
Source: RefSeq, a predicted model, not a curated record